GCCCGUUCCCAUGCCUUCCUGACUCCUGGUGAGCCCUGGAGUGGUGACAGCAUGGAGCUGUGCAGCCCCAGCUUGGGGUGGGAUAGGAAGAGAACAGGGCUAGCGACACAGCAGGAAGGAAACUGCUCACACUGGGGAAAAUCACUUGGCAGCACAGUGGUCUUGCAAGGAAAUCACCCUAGCUGUGCUAUCAAGCAUCCGAAAAUACUGGUUGGAAUUGAAAACAUGCCUGGGGGAACACCCACAGCAUGACCCAUCUGGGGAGGAGUAGACAGCCGGGAAUGCUGCCCCACUGCCCUGGCUGCUGGGGCAAGGGACGUGCUGGGAGGAGAGCGCUGCCAGCCACGGUGUGACGCAGCACCGGGUGCUGAUGGGAGCCAAAGUCAGUGACAUACCUCCAUGGCUUCGUUGGAUGUGGUGGUAAGUGUGCCUGCCCAAGGAUGGAGCCGGGAAGCUCCUGACACUGCUGAGAUGCUGUCCCCAGGGGCACCUGGCCAGGCGUUCUGCUGCUCCAGAAUGGACCUGGCUGAGGCUUGAGUCGCUGCUGCGGGGGAGAAAGAAAAUCUGCAUCCCUGCAGCCAGAGCCAGAUGGGGGCGCAAAGAGGUUUCCUAGCCUGGGAGCCGCUCCUGGAGCAUGGGAGCGCGGGGGUCCCCAUAUCGGCACUGGGACCGGUGGCACUCAGUGCUUGGUUCCUCGAGCUGCAGCCAGUGAGGAGUGGGGCAGAGCUGCGCAGCGCGAGCAUCUUGUCAUGGCAAGCACCCACACAGAAGAGCCACUUGCUGAGGACACAGCCGACCAUGAUGCACACAUCUAUGAGGAGGUGAUGCUCUGUGAGAGGAUGGAGCACAGCCAGCGGCUGGCUGUGGAGGAGCUCAUCACCACUGAAGCCAGCUAUGUGCACAACCUCCAGCUGUGCCUGUCCGACAUCCGGGCGCACCUCCAGAAGAAGCAGCUGCCUGGUCUUGACCUGGAAGGACUCUUCUCUAACAUUGAUGACAUCCUCCAUGUCUCCAGACGGUUCCUGAGGGGACUUCAGGACACUGCUACCCAGGAGCAUGAGCAGCUGCUCAGCAUCAGCACUCUGUUCCAGGAGUUCAAGGAGGAGAUGGAGAUGGUCUACAAGAUCUACUGUGCUAGCUAUGAGCAUGCCCUCCUGCUGGUGGAGAGCUACCGCAAGGACCCCAAGCUGCAGGAGGAGAUCAUGGAGACCCUGACCACGACAGUGCCUCACACAAGCGCCUCGGACCUCAGCUUCUUCCUGGUGAUGCCGGUGCAGAGAGUCACCAAAUACCCACUGCUGCUGGGCAAGAUCCUGGAGAACACCCCUGCCAGCACCAGCUCUCACGCAGCCCUCGCUGCAGCCGUGCGUGCCAUGACCCAGGUCAAUGCCAACAUCAACGAGUACAAGCGGCGCCGGGAAGUGGCCACCAAGUACAACAAGGCUGAGCAGCUGACGCUGCGGGACCGCUUGGCUCGGCUCAACACCCAUUCCAUCGCCAAGAAGACCACGCGGCUGAGCCGGCUCCUCAUGCACGAGGCCGGCAUCGUGGCCAAGACAGAGGACAAGGAGUAUGAUGACCUGGAAGAGAAAUUCCAGAGCGUGGCAUCCAGUGUGGUUGCACUGAAGGAGAACGUGGCAUCCUACCUGAAGCACUUAGAGGCAUUCCUGCUGCCCACCCCACACAAGUGUGAGCUGCAGAUGGAGGAGGGCCCUGCCCAGCAGUACCGCCGCCUCGCAGAGCACCUCCACUGCGCUGUGUUCCCAGAGUUUAGGCGCCGGCUGGACAGGCUUGUCUGGCAGCCCCUCUGCAGCCUGGCAGAGAUGCUGGUGGGGCCGCAGCAGCUGGUCAAGAAGCGCCUGGACAAGCUGCUGGACUACGAGGAGAUUCAGGAGAGGAGGAGCGAAACGGGCAGUGUGACAUAUGAUGAGGAAGCAGCCAUGAACACCUAUCUGGCCAUCAAUGCCCUGCUUGUGGCUGAGCUCCCGCGCUUCAACCAGGUGGCCAUGCAGCUCCUGGAACAGCUCCUGGGCUCCUUCUGCGUCCUGCAGCAGGACUUGGCUGCAGAGGUUCUGCAUGAGGCUAAAAAGGAACUAGAGCAGAUGCCCCAUGGCCACAUGCUGCUGCCCGCUUUCUGGAGGCUGGUGGAGGACACCCUGCAGCAGUCAGGAGUUCAGCUCUCUACCUUCAUCCAGGCAUUUGAGACUGUCACACCAAGCCCUGUGCCACAGCCCCUGAACCCUGCUGAGGAGCGGAAGGUCCUUUCCCUUGUGAGCAAACACGGCCCAGACAAGCUUUACCAAGUGACAAGCAACAUCAGUGGCAGCAAAGACAUGGACCUGACCUUGCAAAGGGGGCAGAUUGUGGCUCUGAUACAAAGUGUGGAUACUAAAGGCAACAAGGGCAGAUGGCUUGUGGAUGCUGGAGGUCCCCGAGGGUUUGUGCCUGCUGCCAAACUCCAGCCCUAUUGCCUGGGACCAAGCCAGCAGCCCAGGAUGCAGAUGUCAGCCCUGGAGAGUGGUACAGAGAGAAGGCGACAUUCUUAUGUGUCACCUGAAGCUCCUAAACCCCAGGUGGCCACAUUCACCCCGGCUUUCCAGGUGGUCGCUGGCUUCUCCUUCACAGCACGCAGCCCGCAGGAGCUCAGCCUGCAGGCAGGGCAGCCCGUGGUGGUGCUGGAGCCACACGACAAGAAGGGCAGCACCGAGUGGAGCCUGGUGGAGGUGAACGGGCAGCGGGGCUACGUGCCCUCCAGCUACCUGCGGACAGUCCCUGUGCAGGAGCCCGUGGGCUGGAAUCUGCCCGUGUGAGCAGCACCAGCGCAGCACCUGAUGGCUUCGUGCCGCUCACGGAGGAGAGCUGUCUGAUUGGCACCCGAUGAGCUCGUUGCUGAGGGAGUGGCUGCACAGCCCUUGCCUGGGGAAGCAGCAGAAUGUGGCCCAGGGGCGGUUGCAAGUGGGGAGAUGUGCUUUGUGCCGCUGUGCACAAGGGCAGGAAAGUGCGAGGGUGCCACGUCCAUGUGUGUUUGCUUCUGGCUGGGCAGCACGGAGAGAAGACUUGGGAUGGAGUGACAUGUGGCUGCAGCUCGGCAGGGAUUCAUUUUGGUGAGAAAAGUGCCUGUAGUGGUGAUGAGAGAACCAUCCCUGAGUAAAUCACGUCUGAGCUGCAAAGACCGCAGUGCUGCAAA
Molecule: messenger RNA, 3187 nt
Organism: Centrocercus urophasianus (Greater sage-grouse)
Lineage: Eukaryota; Metazoa; Chordata; Aves; Galliformes; Phasianidae
Gene: ARHGEF37
Product: Rho guanine nucleotide exchange factor 37
Exons: 14
Coding region: 750-2810 (686 amino acids)
Cellular component (GO): cytoplasm
Molecular function (GO): guanyl-nucleotide exchange factor activity; protein binding
Source: RefSeq, a predicted model, not a curated record